UAGAAAUUUUCAUAUUGAUCCGCAAACUUGAAUCUAUCUGCUUGUAAGAACUUACAGACCUAAAAUACAGAACUGGGUUCUACAUGAUACGCUAGCUUAACUAUGAAUAAACUCCCAUUACGUCAAAUUUCAAUCUUGCCCACUUCAAUUCCUAAAGAACCCACCUUUACAAAACCCUCAGUUUAUGUGAAACUGGAAACAAGGAAUUGGAACCCAAUUCCUAUUCCCCACAGAACCAUUCCUGAACCCAAAGGCCAAGACCUUGAUUUUGUUAAUGUUGUAAACAGCCAUUUGAUUCACUCUGACUGGGCCAAGCUCAACUCUUUAGCCAAUGGUCUAACUGCUUUCAGAGUGAAACAUGUUUUCCUGAAAGUUCAGAAAGACUAUGUUGUUUCCCUUGAGUUUUUCAACUGGGUUGGAACUCACAAACCGACUUCACUUACCCUCGAAACACAUUCCAUGAUUCUCCACAUUCUCACCAAGUAUCGAAAGUUCAAGUCUGCCGAGUCGAUUUUGAGGAAGAUUCUUGUGCCAGGGAACAUAGACUUGCCUUCCAAGCUGUUUGAGGCGAUACUGUAUUCGUACCGCUCGUGUGAUUCCUCUCCUCGGGUUUUUGACUCGCUUUUCAAGACAUUUGCGCAUAUGAAGAAGUUUAGGAAUGCCACAGACACGUUUUGUAGGAUGAAGGAUUAUGGGUUUUACCCGACGGUUGAGUCUUGCAAUGCAUAUGUGAGCUCAUUGCUUGAUUUGAAUAGAGCUGAUGUUGCUUUGGCGUUCUAUAGAGAAAUGAGGCGGUGUCGGAUUUCACCAAAUGUUUAUACUCUUAAUAUGGUUAUGUGUGCUUACUGUAGAGUGGGGAAAUUAGAGAAUGCUGUUGAGGUCCUUGAGAAGAUGGAGAGCAUGGGUUUCAGUGCCACCGUUGUGUCGUAUAAUACACUGAUUGCAGGACAUUGCAAUAAGGGUCUUCUGAGUUCUGCUGUGAAGUUCAAAAACUUGAUGGUGAAGAAUGGAUUGCACCCGAGUGUGGUAACUUUUAACACGCUUAUUGAUGGGUUCUGUAAGCAAGGUAAACUACCAGAAGCAAAUAUAAUUUUUAGUGAGAUGAAAGCUGCAAAUGUGGCUCCUAAUACAGUAACCUAUAAUACCCUGAUAAAUGGGUAUGGUCAAGCAGGUAAUAGUGAGAUGGGUAGUAGGCUUUUUGAGGAGAUGUCGAAGAAUCGAGUAAGUGCUGAUAUUCUGACUUAUAAUGGACUGAUUUUGGGACUAUGCAAGGAGGGUAAAACGAAGAAAGCUGCAUAUCUGGUAAAAGAGCUUGACAGUAAGAACUUUGUCCCAAAUGCCUCAACCUUUUCUGCCCUUGUUGGUGGGGAGUGUGUGAGAAAGAACUCAGAUCGUGCUUUUCUGUUGUAUAAAAGCAUGGUCAGGAGCGGCUAUCAUCCUGAUGAACAUACUUUUAAGAUGUUGUUGUCUAGUUUUUGCAAUAAUAGGGAUUUUGAUGGAGCAGUGGAAAUCUUGAAAGAAAUGUUUGAGAGAAAUUUUGUUCCUGAUUCAGAUAUCGUAUCUGAUCUUUGUCUGGGACUUAGACGUUGCGGGAAAGGAAAAUUGGUAGAAUUGCUAUGCCGAGAGAUGGAAUCUAGACGCCUCAUACCUCAAGAUUUUGACAUGGCUAAGAUUAUCUGCUGUGGAGAAGAGAAUGAGAAUGCAGAAGUAGGAAACAUGUAAAUUCUAAACAAUGUUUUCCUUGUAACAGUCAAAAUAUAAGCUUCUAAAUAGUGUCUAACUUCAGUUUGU
Fragaria vesca subsp. vesca is the source of this 1791-nucleotide messenger RNA. Its product is annotated as pentatricopeptide repeat-containing protein At4g26680, mitochondrial-like. The record is from RefSeq and is a predicted model, not a curated record. NCBI's taxonomy places the organism in Eukaryota, Viridiplantae, Streptophyta, Magnoliopsida, Rosales, Rosaceae. The transcript has a single exon. The coding region runs from base 103 to 1722 and encodes 539 amino acids. Gene Ontology annotation, molecular function: protein binding.